UCAUUCAGGUAACAUUUGGAGGCCUCUCACUCACACACACACACACACACAAGCACACACAUUACAAACACAUCUUCUUGCUAAUUGCUAUACGAGAUUACUUGAUCAAACAUUAGAACAAUGCCAACCUCUUCAUAUAUCUUCUUGUUUCUAUGCCUAAUGCACUGUCUCUCCUUCACAAAUGGGGCUCAAAUCAUCUUAGUUAACAACUGCAAGGAAAGCUUAUGGCCUGGAAUACUCGGCGGUGCAGGCCAUCCUACCCCUAAAGAUGGUGGUUUCCAUCUAGGCAGCGGCGAGGAAGUAGUCAUGGACGCGCCUGAUAAGUGGUCAGGGAGGAUAUGGGGCAGACAAGGUUGUUGUUUUGACAAUAAUGGUAAGGGCACAUGUGACACCGGAGAUUGUGCAGGCGGACUACACUGCCAGGGCACAGGCGGUGUACCACCUGCAACGGUGGUGGAGAUGACACUUGGGUCAUCAACCUCACCCUUGCAUUUCUAUGAUGUGAGCUUGGUUGAUGGUUUUAACUUGCCAGUUUCAAUGGCUCCGGUUGGGGGUGGAAUUGGAUGUGGCGUGGCGUCGUGUGAAGUUGAUUUGAACAUCUGUUGUCCAUCAGCAUUGGAAGUCAGGAGAGGAAGCAAAGUGGUGGGGUGUCAAAGCGCAUGCUUGGCUAUGAAAUCAGCUAAGUAUUGUUGCACUGGUGAUUAUGCAAACCCCAAAACUUGCAAACCAACUCUGUUUGCCCAUCUUUUUAAGGCCAUUUGCCCAAAAGCCUAUAGCUAUGCUUUUGAUGACUCUUCCAGUCUGAACAAAUGCAGGGCCUCGCGGUAUGUUGUCACCUUCUGUCCUCCCAAAUGAGACCAAAUUAAGAAAGCACUCUUGGCUUCACAAGGAAGUUGUGAUUUGGUACUUAAGGAACUGUUGUUAUACUUUUGAUUAGGUAAUAGAUUUGGUUUAGUUUGUGAAUUUUUGUUAAGCUUCAUAUGGAAGAUCAUGGGCUGAAAAAGAAUGUAUGGUGAUACUAGUUGUUUCUCCUGUGGAUCCAAGGGACCUCAUGUGAGAUGUACUCAGUGAUAAUAUAAAUAUCUGUAGUUUGGCUUUUCUUC
Cornus florida is the source of this 1103-nucleotide messenger RNA. RefSeq names its product thaumatin-like protein. Lineage: Eukaryota; Viridiplantae; Streptophyta; Magnoliopsida; Cornales; Cornaceae. Gene Ontology annotation, cellular component: extracellular region. The transcript is spliced from 2 exons. Bases 121 to 855 code for a protein of 244 amino acids. Gene Ontology annotation, biological process: defense response. The record is from RefSeq and is a predicted model, not a curated record.